Molecule: messenger RNA, 629 nt
Organism: Linum tenue
Lineage: Eukaryota; Viridiplantae; Streptophyta; Magnoliopsida; Malpighiales; Linaceae
Source: the annotation of a GenBank genome assembly
AACCCAGAAAACAGAGACAGCAAUGGGAGGAGGCGAAGCCGGGAAGACAACGGACGACAGAGUGGCGAUAUCGAACAGAGGGCUGGAAGAACGUUCCAAAGCUCCCCAUAGUCAACUGGAAGGGUUGACCAUGGGCGGCCUCCGGAUUGUGGAGUCGCGCAAGGGAUUCAUCCGCUGUCACUUCACCGUCCCCAAUCGCCUCACUGACGGAGAUGGGAAUUGGCACGUCGGAGCGAUGGCGACGAUGAUCGACGAUCUGAGUGCGUUUGCAAUUUACUCAUUGGUCGGCCAUCUGAAGGCUUCCGUUGAUUUCACCAUCUCUUUCCUCUCCACUGCCAAAUUGCAGGAAGAGAUUGAGUUAGAAGCAAAGGUUGUUGGAGUGAAGGAAAGGCUGGCUUCAGUGGUGAUAGAGGUUAGAAGAAGAAGUAAUGGUGAGCUGAUUGCCUUGGGGAAGCAAUGGAUGACUGCCCAUAAUCAUGUACAGAAAGCUAGUAAACUUUGAUUGUUAGAACUAGUUUUCUGCGUGUUCUGUUGGCUGGAUGAGUUUUUAUUUUAACUAUUAACUAAUUUGGUUUUCAUUAAACAUAAAUAUGAGCACGGCAUGAGUAUGAGAAUUUACAACACACACA